Messenger RNA from Nilaparvata lugens (brown planthopper), 6869 nucleotides. RefSeq lists its product as uncharacterized. The transcript has 8 exons. Lineage: Eukaryota; Metazoa; Arthropoda; Insecta; Hemiptera; Delphacidae. Gene Ontology annotation, molecular function: DNA binding. The record is from RefSeq and is a predicted model, not a curated record. The coding region runs from base 237 to 1811 and encodes 524 amino acids.
AUUGACAUCAAAACGCUCCAUUUUGUUAUUUCCCAUCCCAUUUGCUUUGCUUGCUGUAGUGGUUACACAAUCAUAAGUAAAGAAGUUAAUAAAAUUCAAUUUCCUGCUCUAUAUAGUGUAAAGUAAUUGAUUAUUGUUCUGGAAAUUACUACAUUGAAGAAUUACUCAUUAACAAGCACAGUCUCUCAACGUAGUUCAACGCUGGAGUCUGACGUUAGGUUUACUGAUUUCAGGAGAUGGAUCCAUCAGAUCUACCGCCACCUUGUGAACCCAUUGAUAAUAUUAUUGGAAAUGUAGCUGCUACAACACUUAUAGGACAACAAACACAAGCAUUCGAAAUGAAAUUGGGAACUAAUCCGAAGAGCAAGAGUCUGACAAAUAAGAAAUCAAAGAAGAUAAACAUAACAGCUACUAAAAAGAUCCAGUGGGAUGAUGUUUCUGUGACGAAUAUUUUAACAAAGGAUCGCGAACAUAAAAAGAUUAAAGAGGAGAAAGAUAUUCCGCAACAAGAGAACCGUUUACCGUCAAAUGAAACCCUUAUGCCUGAUUUUGAUUUCAAAAAAUCAGCAACAGAUUCUCUGGUUUGCGCGGAUAUCACUCAUCCAAAAUACAAAAAGCCAUUCGAUUAUGGUUGGCGACGGGAAUUAGUGUGGCGUGCUACUGUUCACAAAACUAAAGCAAGACAUGGUGAUGUCUAUUAUUAUACUCCCUAUGGACUCCGAUUGCGAUCCAUGGUAGAGCUGGCUCUUGUUGAUAAAGAAGAGGGAUUAACCCUUGAUAACUUCAGUUUUUUUCCUGAACCGACGGGUACUCCAGAUAGGGAAAAGGAAACUAUUCGACAUGCAGUGUUUAGAGAUAAGGAAUCUAUAAUACAACAACGGAAAGAACUUCGAGAAAGAAUGAAAAAUAUGAAACGAAAAGUGGUCUAUCAACCAGUAAAAAGGAAAAAGAAACAACAGAGAACUCAUCAGGAUUAUUCUGAUAAUGAAGAUUCUGAUUUCGAUCAGGAAAUGGCCGAUGAGAUGAUGAUGGCUUUGUAUAAUAUGAAACGUGACAGAGACUGUGAUUACAAACCAACUUCGAAAAUCGUCAUGGAUCACGAUGACGAUCCUGAAUUUUCGCCGUGUACCCGUCUCAGAAGAAAAUCAAGUGGCUCGAUGCCACCUUCGAUAGGUGAAGAAGCAUCAGAGGCAUCACAAGUAACCACAGAGAGUGUAAUAUACUCCACAACCAACCCAACACCAAGGAUAAAAACAGAAAUCGAUUGCGAAAGUAAUCAGGAAUCUCGUCCGCGAAUCCUACACAACAGCGUAACCAAUGAACAACAAGUAGUUACAGCAAAAUACAUGGAUUGUACAAAUGUACCAAAGAUAAAACAAGAAACCGUUGAUCCUGAGCCACUGUCAUGCUUGUUAAUCAGUAGUGUCCGAACCGACUUCCAGGAGUUUUCAACCGAUAAUGAGCCAAUUAUAUCCCAGCCCAACGUGCAGUUCAAAACUGACAUAACUAACGCAAAAGACCUCAAAACAGUAUCCAACAGUGAUAAAUCAGUGCAAACUGAGGACGCACCGAAGGAAUGCAAUGAAAAAGACCUGCUGAUCGAUCGCUUGAAGAUGGAGAACAUGUUCCUGAAGGAGAAGCUGGCCGAUUUGGAAAAAGUGAUCGGUUGCAGGCAGCAUGUGGGUAAGGCGGCAAAACACUCCUCAUCAGCUGUAGCAAAUGAAACAGCCGAUUCAGAUUCAGAUUGCGAAUUGAUUUGUGUAGAAAAAGUUGAAAUGAAGUACGAAACAGUCGAUAUUGACUCUGAUUAGUUCAUCAUGCAAACCUAAUUUUCAAUAAUUUAAUCAUUACUAUAUUAAUAUGAUUUGUGUAGACUGGUGAUUUUGCAUGCACAUAUAGAAGCUGGAUCUUUUAUUUCUGAAUAUUAGUUUCAUAACCAGUUGAAUUUAGCCACCGUGAAAUGGCGUUAAUUGGUUCCAUUGACAUAAUAUUACGCUGAUUACAUUCAACUGUAAUUUUGAGCAACUGACCGGAAGGGUAGGGCCAGACGUGCAUAUUUUUGCAGUAGAAUGUUAUGCCAAAAAAGGCAAAAUUGAAAAUAUGAUGGGAAUGUGACCAGAAGCGCUGUGAAUAGACGCACUGUAAAUAAAUAGACGCACUUUCUGACUAUUAUACAGGGUUGGGACAAUUAAGUAUGGAUAAUUUGAAGUUGCAGCUACAAACUCAUUUUCAAACGAAACUCAAGGUUUUUUUCAGUGUUUACCUCUAAUGUUGUAAUUUUAAUGUAGAGGGGAAAAUUGUAUCAUUGAUUACGUGAGAAAAUGGCAUCCGUUAUGUCCACUCUAUCAUUUAGACGGUGUGGCGCUUGUCCAUACUCCUCUGAAGCGUUGCACGUGGUAUUGCUCGAAUUUCUUUUGUUGUAAAUGUGUUGCCUUCCAAUUUCUGGUGAUGUAUUCAAGUGCUUUCAGAUAGCCCAAAAAGAAAAAGUCAGAAGGUGAUAGGUCUGGUUACCGAUAAGAUCACUCCACGCAACGAAGGCGUCCAGGGGAGGUUGUCUUAGAAAUUGCAUAGCUUCUCUCGAUGCUUGGCAUGUUGGCACUUUACAGUAUUAAUUGAGAUUGAUAUGUCGACUUGUCAAUAAUUGUGACAAAACAUCGUUAGACAACGAUUUGAAUUAAAAGUGACGUUUUGUCAGGACCAAUAAUAAAGUUUCCACUAAUGCCACACCAAACAGUUAUAUUCACCAUUUCUAUGAAUGCAGCAAUUAACUCAACUAAAAAGCACGGUCUUUAUGUAUCAACGUUUGCUUCAAGGCAAGAUUAUCUGUUGGACGGCAUUCCGUCAUCUCGCAACGUCUACACAAGAGUUUAGGACAAAGACGGCCGUAAUUACACACACGCUUUUUUGUACGUAUUCAAAGUUACAAUUCUUUCCUCUCUAGUAAAAUGUCAACACUGAAGAAAAAAUUGAGUCUCCUUCAAAAAUGACACUGUAACUUUUCCAUUUUUAUCCAAAUUAUCCAUACUUCAUUGCAUUAUGAACCAUUUUUUUGAUGGACAGUUUACUGCCUGUCUGGCCCUACCCAAAGUGUUUCUACCCUUGAAUCGACCUUGAGAAUCGACUUGAGAACCUUAAGAACUUGAAAAACUAUCCAAUGUAAAACCUGCGCAAUAUAUUGUCCGGCUGUGUUGGCUGCUUUGUAAAACGAUUAAUUCGUGAUAGAAGUUAAUGUUUGUAAAUAUUAAAUAAUAAUUAUUUGUUAGCACCAAGAAUAUUUUAGAACAUUGUAGGCUAUUGUUCUGUGUGAAAAUGUAACUAUCACUUGUUAGAUGCAAUUAUACUCUAGAAUAUUGCAUUAUUUAUUUGUAAUGCCUUCUAUAAAUCGUGAUUACUUCUGCAAAUAAAAAUAAUUUAGUUUAAGAUUUAAUUCAGACCAUUUUAAUUUUAGAUUAUUCUGAUAUUUUGAAUUCAACAAGUAAUUAGAUUCAAUAAAUCAAUCAUCUGGUUAUGCUAGUUAUAAAUAAUUAGGGCAGAAAAAGCAAAAAUACUUUUUCUUUGUUUAACAGUUAGCUUAUAAAAUGAAGUGAAUAAUAGAAGUGGUUGGUUGUAUCGUUGAAACAAUACAAACAUUGAAAGCUUUCUGGUCGUUUUUGGUUUAUUCCGAAACGGUAAUUAGUCUUGAAUUCGGUACAUCACCGAACACUCCUCGACACGAAUAGGUUUCAUUAGGCUUGUUUCACAUGUAUACGGUUUAGUUUGUUUUCGGUCAAUCCCGAAAAGUGUGAAACGAAUUAGUUUUGAAUUGGGUAAGGUACCGAGUAGAAACCACACACCCCUCGACACGAAUAGAUUUCAUUUCAUCAGGUUCAAAUUAGUUAUCAAGGUACAGCAAACAAGUGAAAUCUUUCACAAACGCUCGGUUCAGUUACUUUUUAAACCUGAUAAUGAGUGGAUCAUCUAUUUUGAAAUUUAAUAAAUUGAGUAGGAUAAAAGUUCGUCAAAUGUUGAAAUGGAUCGACUGCUUCCUGCAGUGCGAUCUAAACCAAAGUGUGGUGGUACAGAACAUGUAACAAAUAAAAAAUAUUAGUAUAAUAUAAUACAAAAUAUAAUAUCUAGUAUAAAGUAAAUAAUCCACAUCAGAACAGCUGGAAUCUUCUCCAUUGAUGAUCGAUAUUCACUAUGGGAGAGGCGACUGGAGCAUGUAUUCAGAAUGAAAAUAAAAAACCUAAUAAGAACCCUGUGAGAUAUAAAGGUCUCAAUUCGUUUUCGGCAGCGACCGAAAACUAACCGAGCCGAACGUAAUCGUAUAUGUGUGAAACUGACCUUAAAAGUGGAAAUUAUCAAAUUCCCAAAGCAAGUUGAGAUAAUUCUAUCCAUCAUUUGUAUUUUCAUGUCACAAUAAAUUAUUUAUUUAUUUAUUUCAAUGACAAUUACAAAUCAUAAUUAUAAUAAAUAUAAUAAUUAUAGUAUUUGUAGUUAAUUUUGAAUUUUUAAAUAUUAAAAAAGUAUAUAUUACAGUAAUUAUUUUAAAAGAAUAGAAUAAGGAGAGCGCUACGGGUCCUAAAAGAGGAACAGUACUUACUAGAACUGUACAGAAGUGCCAGGCUUGAUGUUCUGAGACCUCUCAAGUCGCACCUACAGGUUUUAUAACUCGUAUAAUACCAAACAAUAACUUGCCUAUUACAAAUUAUGAUUUUCCAUUAUUAAUUAACAACAUACAUUCAACUCAAUAUGAAACAAAAAAACAAUUAUUCUCUUUUUAUUCAUUUAUAAAAAUAUUCAUAAAAACUAUUUUUCUUAUUCAUCGGUUUUUAUAUGCUUACAUGGAUUUUGUAUUUUAAAACUCAAACAUAUUUGUUAUCAAUAACUCCUACUCCUACUGUAUUCACGUGAAGUUUGAAAAAUGAAUUGUAAUAGCAUGUGUGAUUAAUACUCGAAUUUGACUUUGACCGGGUGAAUAUAAACGAGUAGAACAAGUAAAUUUUCGAUCGGACAGAUAACAGACAAGUAAACGCAAAAUUCAAAGGGAAUAGAACUUUUUACUCGCAAGUAAAUGCUUGUGAGUCGAGUUGAACUAUAAAGAAGUGCCUAAAUUGGUGUCAGUAAGCGGGAGCAAAUGCUUCCAUGGCAAGAAGAUACUUGUAAAUUCAUACAUGGUAGCCUGGUACAAGACUUUUCCUACUAGUGCAGAGGUACCCAAACUUUUUUGACCCACGGCUCCCUUUGAGUACAGAUAAAGCUUGGCGGCGCACCUAGUAUAAUUUAUUUAUAUCGCAUUGCAUUAUUUAUUAUGAUAAUUUUUUCAGUCUAUAUUCUUAAUAGUGAUUUAUUAUUAACUUACUUUACGUAAGAUUGUUAAUAUAUUUUUCACGGCACACACACAGACUGAUCCGCACUGUUUUAUAGUGUGAUUCUAUGAUAGACAACGGCGGUGCACCUGGCACUAGUUUGCGGCGCACAUUUUGGGAACCUCUGUACUAGUGAAUAGUGUAUUUAACGAAAUAACGACGUUGUGAACAAAAAUUGUCUGUACUUUUUUAUGUAAUUUAUGUGCCAGCAUGUUGACUACAUUGUUUUCAUCAGAUUUUGAACUUAAAAAAUUUGCUCCCCAUGCCAAUAAUUUUAUUUGUUUUUUUCCAAUUGCACUUAAUCGGAUUUCUUCUGCAUGAAAAAUCUUCCAGAUUUGAAGGAAUUCAUGAGUUUUGUGAUUUGUGAAACAAUUUUUGGUUUCCCAGCGUUGUCGAAAAAUUGUGCUGCUAAACAUGACUACGCCUUCGCUUAUUCAAAUGAAAUUUUCGGUAAGAUGGAUUCAGUAAAGUAGUAUAGUUUUUCAUCAGGGCUCUAAAAAUAACCCUACUAUCACAGCCAGCGUAGUUUUAUUCGUCGUAGCAAAAUAAAUAAACGUAAUGAGAAUAUACUCGCGAGAAAAUAAUUGCAAGCAAACCGUUCCAGAAGUUCCGUAAUCUCAGAAGUUCAUUCUCAUCUGCUCAUUAUAAAAAGUUUAAAAACUUUGUAGACUUGACUUGCAAGUCAAAAACUUUUCCUACUCGUUUUAUUCAUCCGGCCCUUUGUACGGUGAAUCUUGAAUGAUUUACUUGAUUGGAGUAAUUAUAAAGUCAGUUAUUAGAAAUUAAAAAUUGUAAAGCAUGAUAUUUAUAACAUGUAAUUUAUUUUGUUUUAUAUCAAUACAGUGUUUCUGAAGUAGACCGACCAACUCCUUGACUUGUUUACCUACAUCAAAGUUACUUAUUUGGCAUAUUUCCCCCAUUAGCCAUUAUCUAUGAAGGUACAUAUUUCUAAUUGAUUUUAUUCCAUUUCUCAGCUAAUUUUGUAUAAGAAUUGAUCAUUUCUCAUGAGACUGCCAGAUAUUUAUAAAAUUGAAAAUUUGAUGAAUGUGCAAUUUUCUUCCAUCACAAUCUCUGUAAGAAAGAAUUUUAGGACCUAUAUUUUCUGGGUUUUUUAUGUUAGGAAACCUCUAACAAAGUUUGUUGGUCUAUUUUAAAAACACCCUGCAUAAUCGUAUAAUCAAAGCUGUAGUUGAUUGUCACUAGUUGAGUUUUAUUGAGAAAAUGCUAUAGUAUCACAUUACAGUCAAGCUUUCUACCAUUCAGAGAAAAAUAUUUAAAUAUUUCAGCUUUAUAUUUCUGUAUUUAAAUAAUUGUCAUUAGCAACAGAAAUAUGCAUUUGGAUAUGUUUUUAUAUACAUUUUGAAACACAGCCAACUCUAUGGAUGACUGUGAUGUUAGUAUUAUAUUAUUUCAUUUUAUCCUGAAAUAUUAACGCAAAAAGUAAGAUUUUGUUGCAUAUCAUGAAUUUCGAAUAAAAUGUAAAAACAUGAUUAAAUAUUGUUGUUCAUGUGCUGUCUACAA